This is a messenger RNA of Diorhabda sublineata, 1567 nucleotides long. RefSeq names its product TWiK family of potassium channels protein 7-like. Gene Ontology annotation, cellular component: membrane. The coding region runs from base 176 to 1510 and encodes 444 amino acids. NCBI's taxonomy places the organism in Eukaryota, Metazoa, Arthropoda, Insecta, Coleoptera, Chrysomelidae. Gene Ontology annotation, biological process: potassium ion transmembrane transport; stabilization of membrane potential. The transcript has 6 exons. The record is from RefSeq and is a predicted model, not a curated record. Gene Ontology annotation, molecular function: potassium ion leak channel activity.
AGUCGUUUAUCGAACAUGCGGCUGGUGGGUGGUUUUCCGCGGAAAAUUCAGACCGAGAUUCACGUAACCAAACAUCGAUGAAAAAUCAGUUUAUCUGGUAUAUAGAUACGAUUUUGAAUAAACAAUGUAUAUAAACUUUUAGUGGAAGUGAAAAUUGGAUUUGUACAGAUUAGAGAUGGAUGACAGUAAUAAUUCCAUGUCGACCACGAGACGUUGUAUCGUUGCAGUUUUAUGUGGUAGGAUUAGCUUGUUCCUAGUGAUGACUGUUUACGCACUUUUCGGUGCUGUUUUGUUUAGAACAAUCGAAGGUGGUGACGACCACGACGCUCCAGUGGAUUUCCAAAAGAACCGCGAAGAAUGUUUGAAAGAAUUGUGGCUUAUAACGGAACGUCUCAACGUAUUAUAUGAAAAAAAUUGGACAAAAUUAGUAACCGAACAGUUGAGACGUUUCGAAAGAGCCGUAGUGGAAUCGAAAAGAUUAACGGAUCCUCUAAAUGUAGAUUCUCCGCAUUGGAAUUUCGGCGAAGCCCUUUUGUACUCCGUAACCAUCCUUACAACUGUCGGUUAUGGAAAGUUAACCCCCAAAACAGCCCUAGGUAAAUUAGCUACGAUAAUGUACGCUGUAAUUGGAGUACCUCUAAUGUUAGUUCUACUCUCCGCCUUCGGGAGCUUACUAGCUUCGGGUGCAAGAAAAAGUUAUUCGAAGUUAUGUUGUCAAACAAACGACAGCUUAGUUAAAAAUCCUUCCGUAGGUUAUCACAAAGCCCCUUCCAGCCCAUCGACAAAACAUUACUGCAAAUCACAUGAAGACACUGCAUCAAUCCAAACGACUUCAAUCCACAACACACCUAACCACGUCAACUUCAGACCGAAUCACCAUACCCAAUACAUCGAUCAAUCUGAUAUACCGAAACGUUCCCUUCUAGCCACCGUCAGAACUAAUAAUACGAGGGGACGUUCGGUGCGACAAACCCUCGCUGACAACACUAACUCUGUUUGUCCUGCGCAUGCGCAUCACGGUGUACAGAUUAGAAACUCGUCGAUAAUCGGUAUUGCCGUAACUUCCGACUUAGAAGAAGCCGAUGACACCGACGAAAACGAUCACGUUGUUUGCACCCAUGAUACACCAUCUAGAAUACCACUAAUAUUGCGAUCUCAAGAUAACGAUACAACGGCGUCUGGUCUACAGCCGUCACCGUCAGUGCCUGCUCUUUUGGUCCUCGCGAUUUUCGUCGCUUACGUGUGCGCGGGCGCGUUCGCUUUCUCGUCGACGACAAGCGGUAGCUUCAUCGACGCCAUCUAUUUUUGUUUCAUAGCGUUAUCAACUAUCGGUAUCGGGGAUAAUUUACCGCAAACUUCGGAUUUUUAUACUCAAAUUCAAUUAUUAGCGUGUUGUGUUUACAUAUUCGUGGGGUUGGUGGUGGUCGCGAUGUGUUUCAGUUUAGUGCAAGAAGAGGUCGCGUUCAAAUGUAGACAGAUCGCGAACAAUUUGGGCAUAAUGAAAAAUUAAUCGAUAUCUGUGAUUCGAAUAUUUGUACUUGAAAUAAAAAAAGUUUAUUUAUAAUUA